This is a messenger RNA of Komagataella phaffii GS115, 1377 nucleotides long. Its product is annotated as Flavin-containing monooxygenase, localized to the cytoplasmic face of the ER membrane. The transcript has a single exon. The record is from RefSeq and is a predicted model, not a curated record. Bases 1 to 1377 code for a protein of 458 amino acids. Gene Ontology annotation, molecular function: flavin adenine dinucleotide binding; NADP binding; N,N-dimethylaniline monooxygenase activity. NCBI's taxonomy places the organism in Eukaryota, Fungi, Ascomycota, Pichiomycetes, Pichiales, Pichiaceae.
AUGACCUUUGAGAAAUCUGUGGCAAUUAUAGGCGGCGGUCCGAGCGGACUCGCCACGGCCAAGGCACUUGCUGAAGAACAUGUUUUUGACAAAAUUGUCAUCUUCGAACAACAGCCUCAAGUCGGAGGUGUUUGGAACUAUUCUGGCACAAAACCAGGUAAUUCUCCGGUUCCUUCUGAUAACCCGUCCAUUACACGAGAGUGGUUUGCAAAUAGAGACGAUGAAUACGUGUCUCCAAUGUAUGAGAAUCUUGAGACUAACGUUAUCAAGGAUCUCAUGGGUUAUAAGGAUUAUCCAUUUCCAGAAGCCUGUGACAUUCUUCCAUCACGCCAGGAUGUCCUAGAAUACGUCCUCAACUAUGCAGUUGAUUUGAAGGAUCCCAUUUCUGUUCUAGUGAAUAAAGAAGUUAUUAAUCUUCAGAAGACUGGAUCGGAAUGGAAAUUACGCUCACGAGAUUUGAUAUCACAAGCGACGACGGAAGAUUCAUUCAAGUAUGUGAUAAUUGCUACUGGCCAUUACAACUUUCCCUAUGUACCUGACGUUCCUGGUCUUCAAGAAUGGGCAGAAGCUGACCCUUCUUCCAUCUCUCACUCCAAGUACUACAUCAACAACCAGAAGUUCAAAGGUAAAAAAGUUUUAGUGAUUGGAAAUUCAGCUAGUGGUGCCGACAUCUCCCUUCAACUUACUGAAGUCACAUGGCCUGUUUACAGGUCUAAAAAGAGUGAAGGUAUCAUUAAACCAGUUGAAAUUGACGACAUUAUAGAUAUUUCUGAAAUAAAGCGAUAUGACGUAUCGUCUAGAACGGCUACAACAGCAGAUAAUACCACCAUUUCCAAUAUAGAUCACAUUAUUUUUUGCACAGGAUAUUUAUAUGAUUUCCCCUUUCUGAAAUCGUAUAUGGAAGGCGAAGAUGCUCUGAUCACCGACGGUCAAAUAACUCGACGCUUACAUCGACAAAUUUUUUACAUUCCUGAUCCAUCCCUUUCGUUUGUGGGUAUCAUGAAGAACAUUAUUCCCUUCCCAUUGGCAGAAAGCCAGGGAGCUGUGAUUGCUAGAGUUUACUCUGGAAGGCUAGAGCUUCCAUGCGAGGCUGAAAUGAGAAAGGACGAGAUUGAGGAGAUCAAGAAACGAGGUGGUGAAUCUAAAUUUCAUUCGUUUGCGACUCCCACUGAUGUUGAAUACGCUCAAGAACUUGCAUCUUUGGUAGAUAAGGCUGUACCCUUUGAUACAGGCUUUAAAGCCGAGAUUUGGACCGAAGAAAAGAAGAACAGACGUGUGGAUUUUGUGGACAUCAAACAGCAAAGACACAGGGAACAUCGGGAAAGGAUCAAGAGAAACAGAAAGUCACAUGAGACGUCGGCUCAAGCAGAAGCGUAA